Aphanomyces astaci is the source of this 774-nucleotide messenger RNA. RefSeq lists its product as hypothetical. Gene Ontology annotation, molecular function: protein binding. Bases 1 to 774 code for a protein of 257 amino acids. The transcript has a single exon. The record is from RefSeq and is a predicted model, not a curated record. NCBI's taxonomy places the organism in Eukaryota, Oomycota, Saprolegniomycetes, Saprolegniales, Verrucalvaceae.
AUGUCCUCGUCGUCUGUUGCCCGUAGCUCCCUCUUGAGUGUGGACAUAUUGCCCAUCAUUCAAGCCUUCCAAUGCGGCCUAUACGAGGAUUUAUUACCAAGCCACCGCACGUGGAACCAAACGCGCACUCGGUUCGACUCGAAACGACAACAAACUAUGUGCCAAGCCCCACAGGAAAGCACGGAACUGGCUGUGGACGAAUACUUUGUCGAUGACGUCACCGACAGAUCGUUUCCACUGCAUCAUGCGAUUGUACACGGCUCGCUGUCGCUGGUUCAACGGUGGAUUCAAUGCCGCGGACGAGAGAUCGUGACACGGUACGCCAUGGAUUGCGCCGCGGCUCACGGCCAAAUGGCAAUCCUCCAGUGGCUGCAUCACCGCAACUUCAGCGGAUGCACCACGGACGCGAUGGAUUUUGCGGCGCUGCGAGGACAUUUGAACGUCGUGACGUUUCUGCACUGCCAUCGGGCAGAAGGCGGGAGGUUCCUCGCCAUGGAUUUCGCAGCUGGCCAAGGCCACCUUGACGUUGUCAAGUACUUGCACACACACCGCCGUGAAGGCUGCUCGACGAUGGCCAUGGACGCCGCCGCCAGCAAUGGCCAUUUGGACGUUCUGGUGUUCCUCCACACACAUCGCCGCGAGGGGUUCACGAGCAAAGCCAUCGAAGGUGCCAAGAAGUACGGCCACCACGAUAUUGCGGCGUACUUGCAGAGCAUUUCCGCCGCUCGACUGGAAGCGCUGGUUGCCCCCCACGCACAAGUGACAGCAGCAUGA